AUGGAUAUAGAACGUCAAAUAGAUGAAUUUGUUUUGCCAGGUGAUCCAAUUGCUCUUUCAACUUUACCAAGUCCACUUGAUGCAUGUAACUCGAUAAUACUUGGCCCUGGUUUACAUUAUGAUAAAGAUACAAAUGCAUUUACAUCACAUGGAUGUGGUCUUGUACGUGAACCAUCACCAUUAAUAUACUAUGUUGAUGGUCAUCGUUCUGCAGCUUCGUCAUUAUCAACGGAUGAUCUUAUUCUUGGUAUUGUCGUACGUCGUCAACUUGAAUCAUUACUUGUUGAUAUUGGUUACAAUGAAUUAGCUUCUUUAUCACUAUAUGAUUUUGAAGGCUCAACAAAACGAACAAAGCCAAAUGUAGAUCGUGGUGAUGUUAUUUAUGGUCGAUUGAAAAUUGAUGGUGAAUGUCAACCGCAAAUAACAUGUGUUAAUGAAGAUGGAAAAGCUGAUGGAAUGGGUGUUUUACAUGAAAAUGGAUAUUUAUUUUCCAUUCCAAUUGAUGUUGCCAAUGAUUUAAUUCAUCAUGAUAAUCUAUUACAAGAAUUAGGAAAUGAAAUUCCAUAUGAAAUCGCUAUUGGAGCUAAUGGACGUGUGUGGAUAAAAGCAACAACAACAAGAACAAUGAUUGCAUUGAGGAAAGUGAUAUUAGAAAGAGCAAAGAAUAAGAUUGAUAUUAAUCAAUUGAAAGCACUUUUUCAACAAAGUUUUGUUUCAUAA
Molecule: messenger RNA, 720 nt
Organism: Rotaria socialis
Lineage: Eukaryota; Metazoa; Rotifera; Eurotatoria; Philodinida; Philodinidae
Source: the annotation of a GenBank genome assembly